Molecule: messenger RNA, 348 nt
Organism: Diaporthe batatas
Lineage: Eukaryota; Fungi; Ascomycota; Sordariomycetes; Diaporthales; Diaporthaceae
Product: mRNA splicing protein SMD3
Exons: 3
Coding region: 1-348 (115 amino acids)
Biological process (GO): RNA processing; spliceosomal snRNP assembly
Cellular component (GO): U12-type spliceosomal complex; precatalytic spliceosome; U1 snRNP
Molecular function (GO): RNA binding
Source: RefSeq, a predicted model, not a curated record
AUGACGUCCACAAUCGGCAUCCCAAUCAAGCUCCUCAACGAGGCCCAGGGUCACAUCAUCACCCUGGAGCUCGACUCGGGCACGACCUACCGCGGCAAGCUGAUCGAAGCCGAGGACAACAUGAACAUCCAGCUCAAGGACAUCACAGUGACGGCGCGCGAUGGCCGUGUCAGCCACCUGGAACAGGUCUACAUCCGCGGCAGCCACGUUCGCUUCUUCAUCGUGCCAGACAUGUUACGUAAUGCGCCCAUGUUCAAGAGCCGGAACGCCCGCGGCCGUGGUGUUGGCCUGGCCAGAGGCCGUGCCACGGUCAGCAGGGCCAGGGCGAGCGGCCGUGGUGGGAGGUAG